AUGAUUUCAAGCAUCAGCAAACCUCCUAAAAGAGCAAUUCCUACAAUGUCCAAAAUAAAAAAGGUCCUGGUACAUCUACUGAAUGAAGCAGACGGUGCCACAGCAGAAGACCAUAACCACAGCGACUGUCAUGGUCACCAUCACCAUCACCAACAAAUUAAGGAUCAACUUGAUGAUUUAGAACCUUCGAGCCAUUUUCGACUGCUUCAUCAAUUACUUUGCGUUCGACAACCCCAACCCCGCCUGCCAGAGGACAUUCUUCAUGAGAUAGAGUCUCUUCUGCAACAACAAAAAUCACACAGAGUUCUAACACUGGCAACAUCAAUCCGGCCCACACAUACCGUCAAACGAGCAAACUCACCGGGUGUCGCAACAAGGGUUUCGCUUUGGCAGGGCGACAUCACAACGCUAUCAGACAUCACGGCUAUCACCAAUGCCGCUAACGGCCAGGGGCUAGGCUGCUUUCAGCCCUCACACCGUUGCAUAGACAACGUGAUUCACUCGUGGGCAGGCCCACGGCUACGGGAUGAAUGCCGCAAGAUCAUGGUGUCAAGGGGUCGAGAAAUCGAACCGGGUGAGGCAAUCGUUACCGCAGGAUUCUGUCUGCCCGCACAGCAUGUCGUGCAUACGGUUGGGCCGCAACUGGAACACGGCUCGCCGCCAACCGAAAAGCAGACCGCGCAGCUCGCUCAAUGCUAUCGCUCUGUGCUCGACGCCGUAGAAUCUCUGCCCCCUACGUCGGAUGGCAGGAAGACCGUGGCGUUCUGCGGGAUCUCAACUGGGCUGUUCGCGUUUCCGGCGCGAGAUGCGGCAGCUGUCGCAGUGGCUACCGUUGCUGAUUGGCUUGGACAUCACAGGGGAACGUCCAUCACCGACAUAAUAUUCAACACAUUUACAGACGCAGACCAUGUCAUUUACAGAGAAACCCUGGCCGCCAAUCUCCCGCACCUAGCCAGGAUUGCUGAGCCGGUGACUCCGCCAGACGCGAAUCAUUUGCACUUGGGAUCGCCGCCACCGUCGGCACCAAUAAUCCAGUGUGAUUCGCUGGGUCUUGCAAAGGAAUGGUUAAGGUCGGCGGAUGCUGUCAUUGUAAGUGCUGGCGCGGGGCUUUCAGCCUCCGAUGGUUUAGAUUAUACUUCGCCGGCGCUGUUUGCCAAACACUUUCCCGGUUUCCUCAAAUAUGGGCUGCGAACUUUGUACAGUGUGUUUGGCUUCAAUGGUUGGCCAAACGAACAGGUGCGUUGGGGUUAUUUCUUCACGCAUCUCGGCGUAGUCAGCUCGUGGCCAAAAUCGCCAAUGUACCAAACACUCAUAUCAUGGCUUGAGAGGUUUGGGCCAAAUGCCCACGUUAGAACCUCGAACGCCGAUGGCCUAUUUGUCGCCAACGGCUUGUCUCCUCGGAAACUAUCAACGCCUCAGGGAUCGUAUUCUGUCUUUCAAUGCUUGGCGAAUUGCAGACCAGACGCUACAGUGCUCUCUGCGCCACUUGUCGACCAGGCUCAAUCAUCGCUGGACCCGGUCUCUCAAAUCGUGACAGACCCGGGCAAGGUACCUCUUUGCAGGUUUUGCGGUGGAAAGAUGAACAUAUGUGUAAGGGCGGGGCGUUGGUUCAACGAAAGGCCCUUCCAGGAAGGGGAGUCACGAUGGAACCAGUUCCAAAAGGAUGUCGUCAAUCGUGGAAACAAGGAAACGGUUAUUUUAGAGCUUGGCGUUGGCAUGUCAACCCCGGGCGUCUUGAGGUGGCCGAACGAGGAUAUCGUAGUGAGAAGCGGGGGAAGAGUCAAGCUUGUGAGGGUGGGCAAGGGUCCUGAGACGGCCGUGCCGUGGGAUCUGGAGGAUGCCGGGCUGGCAACGAGCAUCGACGGUGACAUCUCAACGGUGAUUAGUGAGCUCCUCACAGAGAGAGAGAGUUAG
Messenger RNA from Colletotrichum truncatum, 1914 nucleotides. Its product is annotated as appr-1-p processing enzyme family protein. The record is from RefSeq and is a predicted model, not a curated record. NCBI's taxonomy places the organism in Eukaryota, Fungi, Ascomycota, Sordariomycetes, Glomerellales, Glomerellaceae.